Ochlerotatus camptorhynchus is the source of this 892-nucleotide messenger RNA. Its product is annotated as cathepsin B-like. Gene Ontology annotation, molecular function: cysteine-type peptidase activity. Gene Ontology annotation, cellular component: lysosome. The record is from RefSeq and is a predicted model, not a curated record. Gene Ontology annotation, biological process: proteolysis. Bases 1 to 831 code for a protein of 276 amino acids. NCBI's taxonomy places the organism in Eukaryota, Metazoa, Arthropoda, Insecta, Diptera, Culicidae. The transcript has a single exon.
AUGGCACCGAUCAGCUCGCAAUCGCUGCUGCUAGUUGCUGUUUUCCUAGUCUCACCAACCUACUCCAACGAUACAAAUCUACCGAGGCGAUGGCAAUCGUCCGAAGCAGACUCAACGACGACCUUCCCGGUCCGUUUUGAUGCCCGUGACCAGUGGCCUACGUGCGACACAAUCGGGAAGGUUCAGGAUCAAGGAUGCUGUUUCGCCAGCUACACGAUCGCGCCCACUUCGGUGAUAACCGAUCGAUCGUGCAUCAAAUCAAACGAGACGACCACGACGUCGAUCUACAGUGCCUUUCAUCCGUUGGUUUGCUGCACGGAUUGUUCACAUUCUACGCAGCAUCCUUGCCUGGGUGGAAAUCCUCAGAAGGUUUGGGACUACUGGACUACGCAUGGGGUCGCUUCGGAAGGUUGUCUACCGUAUCCGAUGAAAACGCUGUGCGAUGGUGAACUGGUGUGUUCAGCGACCUGUCGAUCGGGAUUGGAUGAAUCAGUGAGCUUGGAAUUGACGAAGGGUUCCCGUAGUUACCGAGUACCGUCGGGUAUUUCCGAUAUUCAGAUGGAAAUGCUGGAGUAUGGACCGGUACAAACGACGAUUCAACUGUACGAGGACUUCAUGACCUACCGGGGAGGCGUCUACCAGCAUGAGUGGGGAAAGUUGAUUGGUGAGCAGCACGUUAAGCUGAUUGGGUGGGGUUUCGAUUCCAGUGGCGAUUUCUGGACCGGAGUAAACAGCUUCGGUACGGGCUGGGGAGAGAAUGGACUAUUCCGGAUCAUCCGAGGAUACGAUCACCUGGGAGUUGAAUCGAAUGUAAUUGCAGGACUGCCAUAACGCAUGUACACAUUCUAAACAGACAAUAAAUUCAUUAAAUCACCCGAUUAUGCAACCUCAU